This is a messenger RNA of Miscanthus lutarioriparius, 924 nucleotides long. Lineage: Eukaryota; Viridiplantae; Streptophyta; Magnoliopsida; Poales; Poaceae. The record is from the annotation of a GenBank genome assembly.
AUGGCGGUAGACGAGGUGAAUUCGGUCUACGUCGGCGGCCUUCCCUACGAGGCCAACGAGGAGAUGCUUCGCGACGCCUUCGGGUACUACGGCACCAUCGUCUCCGUCAAGGUGAUUAAUGAUCAUUCUGUCAAAGGCAAGUGUUAUGGUUUUGUUACUUUCACUCACCCCAGAGCUGCUGAGCAAGCAAUUGCAGGCAUGGACGGCAAGAAAUUAGGCAAUCGUAUUGUUCGAGUAAAUGAAGUGCGUACAAGAGGUCCCCGAGAUUUUGGUCGAGAUGGUUUCAGACGAGAUCCAAGAAGGUAUGGUAGAGAUCCAUACUGGGACAGAAGGGUUAGGGAACGGAGCUAUGAUCGUGAAAGGGAUCCGUACCAUGACAGGGAUAGUGAUAGAUCCCGUGAGCAUGAUAGAGAAAGAGAUUAUGAGCAUGGUGGCUUUAAUCGAGAAAUUGACUAUCCCAUGGAUCGAGAUCAUGAAGUAGACGAGAGAUGUCCUAGAGAACAUGAUCGUGCAGAGGAAAUGCAUAAUAUGGAUUCAGAUAAUGACAAAGAUAGGGAACAUGGAACAAGAAAAAGGUUCAGCCGCCCAAAAGGUCGUGAUAGCAGAGAUUUAUCGAGUUCCAGUGAUGAUCUUCAAAAUGAUGGAAAGCACCAGUUGGAUAAAACUAUUCAGAUGCGUGAGGACCUUGAAAAUGAGGUUAACCAGAUUAAGGAUAAAAUAUCUGCGAAAGAACAGCACAUUGCAGAUUUGCAGAAGAAAGCUCAGCUGUACAAACAUUUUCUUCAACUUCAAGACUACAACGAUAGGGUCAAAACGGCUGAACAGAGGCUUCAGUCUCUUGUUGAUGCUGCCAUGGUCGAGCUUGACAUGGCCGAAGAUGCUACCACCAGAGAUGGCUCGAUGUAUGAGAACGGCGUGGUUUGA